GUGAAAUAUGUUCCCUCCAAUUAGAGACAAUGUCACUAUCUUCUUCCUCUGGAGGAAGGCUCUUUGGAAAAUCAAUGGCCACGCCAGUUAGAGCCCUAACCAACCCAUCUCACCCCUCUACAAAUCUCUCUCUGUUGACCUGCAUAACCUCCCUUCUGCAAACCCUAGAUCCACAAAACCCUAACCCCUCAAACGUCAGCUCAGCCUCCCUUAACCAAUUCUCACCUCACCUGAACCCAAGCCUAGUUAUCCAAGUCAUCAAAUCUCAGCCCAAUCCUUACCAUGCCCUCUUCUUCUUCAAAUGGUCCUCAAACCCUGAUCCUAAUCCCAACAACUAUUCUCACACCCACAACUGCUACUUGGCCAUCACUGAGCUUCUUCUCUCCCACUCCCUCUUCUCCACUGCCUCCUCACUCCUUCAAGAAUCCAAUAGACUCUAUGAUUUUAUGCUUGGUAGGUUCAUCACAACUCAUGGCCGCUGCGGCGAUAUCAGAGCCGCCAUAGAUUGGUUUUACAAGGCGAAGUCGAUUGAGAAUGGGCGGUGCUUGUUUUCUUAUAAUGCGAUUCUGGGUGUGCUGGUUAGGGCUAAUAGAAUGAAUUUAGCUAAGGCAAUUUAUGAUCAGAUUGUUAAGGAAGCUCUGGUAAAUCCGAAUGUAUGGACUUGUACAAUAAUGAUUAGAGGGUUUUGCAAAAGGGGUGAAAUUGAGAAUGCCAAGAAGGUGUUUGAUGAAAUGACUUGCGAGCCAAAUUUGAUUACUUACAACACUAUGAUUCAUGGGUUUUGUCUAAAGGGUGAUUUUGAUAGUGCGAGGAGAGUUUUUGGUCAGUUGAGGGAGAGUGAGCAUUGUUUGCCUGAUACGGUAACGUAUACAACUUUGAUUGAUGGGUAUUGUAAGAAAGGUGAGUUGGAGGAGGCAAUGGAGUGUAUGAAAGAAAUGGAGAAGCAGGGUUGUGAGCCUAAUCUGUUUACUUACAAUGCGUUGAUUCAUGGUUUCUGUUUGAGUGGUCAUGUUAGUGAGGCAAAGAGGAUGUUGACAAGGAUGAGGUUAAAUGGUGUGAAGGACAAUAUAGCUACACAUACGGCCAUAUUGAAAGGGAUUUGCAUUGUUGGAAAGGCUGACGAAGCAGUUAAGCAUCUUCAAGAUAUAGUGAAUCAUGGGAUGAAACCGGAUGUGGAAGCAUAUGGAGUCGUUUUUAAUGAGUACUGUAUGAUGAGAAAACCGGAUGGAGCGAUGUCCAUUUUGAGGGAAAUGAGGAUGAGAGGCCUAAAGCCAAGUGUUUCAAGCUUUAACAAACUGCUCAAGGUUCUUGUCGAAAACGGGGACCUUGAAAGAGCCAUUAUUCUUCUAAAGAAGAUGCACCAAAUGGGCUGCUCUCCAAAUUUCUUUUCAUAUAACACAGUGAUAUGUAGUCUUUGUAAUAUGAGAGGUAUAAUGAGGGAGGUUGAAGAGCUUGUUGGUGACAUGCUUCGGAACGGCCACAAGCUUGAUACCGUCCUCUACAGUUGUGUAAUUAUGGGUUAUUGUGAGGAUGGCAAUGUGAACAUGGCAAUACAGGCUUUCUGUGGAGCAUUGGAUAAUAAUCAUAUUAUUAGUUUGGAGAGCUUUUCAAUUUUGGUCGAGGAGCUGUGUGCAAAAGGGAUGGUCCUUGAGGCUGAGAGGAUAUUUGAGGAUAUGUGUAACAGAUGCACAGUGGUUGAUGUAGAUAGUUACAGAGGUGUGCUAGAAAAGAGGGUACUUGAUAUAAGCAGUGAUCCAAGUUCUAAUAGGCAAGUGAUUAAGAUGAAUAGAAUGGAGUCAUGAAGAAUUGAAAAUUCUUGAUGAUCAAGAACAUAGAUUUGCCAUGCUUCUAUAUGGCAUGCCUGAUCAUUUCCUUCAACAUGAUCACAAAGCUCGAGUAAGUUUCCUGGAAUCUUGAACAUAACCAAAUUUUCUGGGUUUCAGACUCCUUGUUGUGUUCUUCAGUCAGGGAAGAAGCUUUGCAUUUUGGCAUUCAUCUGGUGCAAUGCAAACUAUCAAUUGAAAUGGUUUGGCCACAUUCAGCUUUCUUACACGAUGAUCUUCUGUCUUCAUAUUAUUUUAUUUUGCUAUAAUGCA
Messenger RNA from Prunus mume (Japanese apricot), 2096 nucleotides. RefSeq lists its product as uncharacterized. NCBI's taxonomy places the organism in Eukaryota, Viridiplantae, Streptophyta, Magnoliopsida, Rosales, Rosaceae. The record is from RefSeq and is a predicted model, not a curated record. Gene Ontology annotation, molecular function: mRNA binding; protein binding.